AUGACGCCAGACGGUGGUAAGACUGGCCCCUUUCUCACGUCUCGCAGUGAGAAGCCGAAGCCCAUUUUCCAACCCGAAUUCGGGAGCUUUAUGGUCGAAGCUACGCCCGGAGUGCCAUAUGACAACAGUCUCACGAGCAUGUUGAGUGUCCAGGGCAACAUGGCCAGGCGGAGACGAAUGAUCCAGGAACGGCUAGGCGAGAACGAGGCGGUCGUGACGAUACCGGGCUUCCCACGCCUAGGCGCUCCAGGGACAUUCACCCAGCCGCCGCUCCCGUCUGGGGGGCUAUUACUUCGGAGCCAAUUCCUUCCCGAUGGCCUGGUGAGCACGUAUGAGCGAUAUGGCGCGAUUCACGACAACAUCUACACGCGCCGAGAAGGACGUGCCUUCAAGAUCAAGGCUCCUAUAUUCAAAGAUGAGAAGACGCCCUGGCCUUGGAGAGAAUCGAACCAUUUCGGCCAAGCGAACGGCGCACAAGAGCACGACGCCGGGAUUUACGGACACAAUGCAGAGAACUUCAUAUACGGUGACAGCAUGUCAUUCGGGCCUACCCUCUGCGGUCUCCAGGUCACGUUACAGGCUCGCAACCUUCGAGAAGCACGCUACCUCCACGACCAACUCUGUCCGGUUGGGCCGAUCCUGAUGGCCCUGACGGCUGGAACGCCCUUUUUCCGCGGCUUUCUCACAGACACAGACGUGAGAUGGAACCACGCUGCCGCAGCGGUGGACGACAGGACUUCAAAUGAGCUAUCUUCAAAGGUAUUGCGGUCUACAGAAGAGGCUUCAAUUCAACCUCGCUGGGCACCCACAGCAAUGUAUCUCGCCGACGACGCCCGACUUCGGUCAGAGUACAAUAAUUCAAGCACAAACCCCGACCCCAACCGCACCAUCGCCGAAAAGCUCCAAAACAAAGGCAUGGACACCCUCCUCGCAUCGCAUUACGCCGCCAUUCUAGCCCGUGACCCCAUCGCCAUGACGGAGAAGGACCUCGAAGCUUACGCGCAUGGUGAUGGCGAUGGCGAUGCUGAUACCGAUAUUGACGUCUUCGAGAUCCUCCACUCGGCCGUCUGGCCGCACGUCGAUUUCAAACUCCCGUCCAAGAAGGAGGGGCGAGCAGGCUGGAGAGUCGAGCUCCGUCCUCUCGAGGUUCAGCUCACAGAUUUCGACAAUGCGGCCUUUGUUGUUUUCGUGGCGCUUCUGGCCCGCACGAUCCUCCAUUUCGAUCUCAACUUCUACAUUCCCAUCGAGAAGGUGGCUGAGAAUAUGACGAGAGCGCACACGCGCGAUGCCGUCAGGGAGGAGCAGUUCUUCUUUCGGCGGGACGUGUGGUCGUCGUCUUCAGCAGCGACGGCGGCAAAUGCAAAAGACAAAGGAACCUAUCCGCCCAUCGAAACGGAAUAUACGUUAAUGACGGUUAACGAGAUCAUGAACGGGUCGAAAAGUGUAUGCUCAAACGGAUCGCAGUGUGGCAACUGCUCCUCAUCAUCCUCAUCUUCUUGUUCCUUCGAAGGUCUCAUCCCGCUAGUCGAACGAUACGUCCGUGAAGUCUACGCAGGAGAGUCCGAGGAUACACAUGAUCACAAGCAGGAUCAUCAACAAGGACACGAGCUGGGGCACCAGCAUAAGCAUGGACACCAACACGGACAACAGCAAGAACAAGGACAAGAACAAGAACAAGAACCACCACAUAGAGACGACCAAGAACACGGGGCCAACCAACUCCUAAAAUACCUCGCCAUGAUCCGCAACAGGGCCUCAGGAAAGAUCCCCACACCAGCCACCUGGAUGAGACGAUUCGUGCAGAUCCACAAGGACUAUCGUCAGGAUAGCGUGGUUUCCGAGAGCACAUGCUACGACUUGAUGUGCUGUAUUCGAGAUCUCGGAGAUGGGGACGCACGGAACGUAUGA
Molecule: messenger RNA, 1908 nt
Organism: Cladophialophora carrionii CBS 160.54
Lineage: Eukaryota; Fungi; Ascomycota; Eurotiomycetes; Chaetothyriales; Herpotrichiellaceae
Exons: 3
Coding region: 1-1908 (635 amino acids)
Biological process (GO): glutathione biosynthetic process
Molecular function (GO): glutamate-cysteine ligase activity
Source: RefSeq, a predicted model, not a curated record